AUGGCACUGUUUGCCCUUGAUUUGCCCACUGAAAAUUUUUUUUUUGGUUUGACCAAACCAUAUGGUACUGGUCGAACCAAAAAGUUUUUUCGGUGGGCAAAUCAAGGGCAAACUGCGCCAUUUAAGGGAAAUUUCUAUAGCAAGCAAAGUGAGUUGCAAAAUCGAGUUCAAUAUGAUGCAAGAGGAGUCAAAACAAUUUCAUUGGGAAAGUAA
Blepharisma stoltei is the source of this 213-nucleotide messenger RNA. The record is from the annotation of a GenBank genome assembly. Lineage: Eukaryota; Ciliophora; Heterotrichea; Heterotrichida; Blepharismidae.